AUGUCGAAAAACAAUGCAUUGGAUCGACUCGCAAAUUUACGAAAACACUUGGUCCAACCUCCAAUGGGCACUAUCGAUUUGACUAGAGAAAGAGAAAAUUCUAGUUUCGAUGUUCAGAAAAUGAAUUGGUUAUUUGAAGGAGGAAAAGAAAAAGCAAAAGCCAUGGCGGAUGCAUACCAGAUAAUACAACGCGAUCCAGACCUUCAUUUCCCCAAUGGUCAUCCUUUCGAUAUGACUAGACCAGAGCAGCGUGAAUUUGUGAUGAGACAAAUUUUACGUUAUCAAAAAGUUCGUCAGACAAUAAAAGAUCCUUUAUUGUAUAAAGCUUUAGAACUCGCAAUGUGUACAUAUUCGGAAACAUUUUCCAUGAGAAUUUAUGUUCAUGACACCUUAUUUCGUCAAGCGUUUGAGCUAUUUGGAACAAAAGAACAAUAUGACCGAUGGAUUGAUGAUAUUCGUAAUUGGAGGGUAAUCGGAUGUUUUGCAAUGACCGAAUUAUGCCAUAGUUCCUUUUUACGGGGCCUAGAAACAACCGCAACGUAUGAUAGGGAAACGGAUGAAUUUGUCAUUCACUCCCCAACGUUAGGGGCGACCAAAGUAUGGAUUGGGAUGGCAGGACAGACGGCAACUCACACCGUGGCCAUAUGUAAAACAAUUAUUGAUGGGAAGGAUCAUGGGAUAAAUUGGUUUGUGGUGCAGUUGAGAGAUUGUAAAACAGGUAGACUAGUUCCUGGAGUUGUGGCCGGUGACAUUGGAGCAAAAUAUGGUCGAAAUGGGUUAGAUAACGGAUGGAUUCAAUUUUCUCAUAUACGAAUUCCUAGAGAAAACAUGCUAAUGAAAUGGUCUAAAGUGUCUAAGGAUGGAACAUAUACUCCUUCACCAAACCCUGCAUUAUCUUAUGCUACCCUUAUUGGAGAACGACUAAGUGUACUUUUCGGAACACAAAUUGUUAUAGGACAGGCUUUAACUAUUGCUUGCAGAUACGGAUGUGUAAGAAGACAGGGAGCUGAUGACGAAAAAAUCAUGGAUUAUCAGACUCAUUAUGUGAAAUUAAUGCCUGGAGUUGCUAGCGUUUACGUGAUCAACCUGUUGUAUAGAAUUAUACUCAAUCGGUGGGAAAGUACCUUAAACUUGGUACAUACGAAUCAAUCUGAGUUCAUCAAGAGAAUUGGAGAUUUUCACGCCACAUCAACAGGUCUUAAGGGGACACUAACUUGGUGGGGAAGCGAAGUACUUGAAAGAGUUCGUCGAUCUAUGGGUGGACAUGCAUAUUCGGCUUACAAUGCCAUUGGACCCGCAAUUGGAGAUUGGGGUGUGGUGACCACUGGUGGUGGAGAUAAUUUUGUCCUUUUGCAGCAAACAGCGAAAUAUGUAUUGGGUGCACUUAAAGAUGUAUCUCAAGGAAAGAGGGUCGAUGGAUCAGUAGCUUAUUUAAAUGAUUUAAAGAUUUUUUCGGAAAUCUCUAAAAGCAAUCUAUCUGACGAAAGGCAAUUAUCUGAUCUGGAUUUCACGCUGGAAUUGUUCACAUGGUUGGUUGUUCAAAAGCUUCAACAUUUAGCCGUAACAUUAUCAACCUCAUCAUCAGAUCCAGCAACUUCGUGGAAUUCUAAUCAAAUGUUAAUUAUUAAAUUAGCACAACUUCAUACUUAUAGGUUGACUUUAUUUGAAUACAACAUUGGGCUCAAGGAUCUCUCAGAUCCUUCGUCUAAAUCAGGCUUUCAGCCUAACGAAUAUCGAGAUUUAGUACCUAUCCUUAAAAAGAUGGGUCAAUUAUGGUCUGUUCAUUUGAUCAAUGAAUACCUGGAUUUAUUUUUGGAGGAGGGAUAUUUCAAUAAGGAACAUGCUAGAAUGGUAAGAAAGGUAUAUCUGGAGAUGUGCAAAGAGACCAGAAAAGAGGUGAUACCAUUGGUUGACGCAUGGGGAUAUCCGGAUUUCGUUUUGAAAGCACCUUUUGGAAGGUAUGACGGUGAUAUUUACACAGCAUACAUUGAUACAAUUAAGGCUGCGCCUAAUUGUCUCGGAGUUCCAAACUAUUGGAAAGAUUACAUCAAGCCACUUACAAAUCCUGAUUC
Messenger RNA from Acaulospora morrowiae, 2072 nucleotides. Lineage: Eukaryota; Fungi; Glomeromycota; Glomeromycetes; Diversisporales; Acaulosporaceae. The record is from the annotation of a GenBank genome assembly.